UGUGGGGGCGCCUCGUGCCAAAGCCCUCCCGCUGCAGAAGGCCAACAGGACAGGAGGCCUAUACAGCUGUGACAUCACCUCCCGGGGGCCUUGCACACGGAUUGAAUUUGAUAAUGAUGCUGACCCGACUUCGGAAAGCAAGGAAGAUCAGUGGAUGGGGGUCACUGUUCAGAGCCAAGGUCCAGGGGGCAAAGUUGUGAUAUGUGCUCAUCGAUAUGAAAAAAGGCAACAUGUUAAUACAAAGCAGGAAUCCCGGGACAUCCUUGGGAGGUGUUAUGUCCUGAGUCAGCAUCUCACAAUUGAGGACGAAAUGGAUGGAGGAGACUGGAGCUUUUGUGAUGGCCGGUUGAGAGGCCAUGAAAAAUUUGGUUCUUGCCAGCAAGGUGUAGCAGCCACUUUUACUAAGGACUUUCAUUACAUUGUGUUUGGAGCCCCGGGUACUUAUAACUGGAAAGGGAUUGUUCGCGUAGAGCAAAAGAAUAACAGUUUUUUUGACAUGAACAUCUUUGAAGAUGGGCCGUAUGAAGUUGGUGGAGAGACUGAGCAUGAUGAAAGUCUAGUUCCUGUUCCUGCUAACAGUUAUUUAGGCUUUUCUUUGGACUCGGGGAAAGGUAUUGUUUCUAAAGAUGAGAUCACUUUUGUAUCUGGUGCUCCAAGAGCCAAUCACAGUGGAGCUGUGGUUUUGCUAAAAAGAGAUGUGAAGUCUGCACAUCUUCUCCCUGAGCACAUAUUUGAUGGUGAAGGUCUGGCUUCUUCAUUUGGCUAUGAUGUGGCAGUGGUGGACCUCAACAAAGAUGGGUGGCAAGAUAUAGUUAUUGGAGCCCCACAGUAUUUCGAUAGAGAUGGAGAAGUUGGAGGUGCAGUGUAUGUCUACAUUAACCAGCAAGGCAGAUGGAAUAAUGUCAAGCCAAUCCGUCUUAAUGGAACCAAAGAUUCUAUGUUUGGCAUUGCAGUCAAAAAUAUUGGAGAUAUUAAUCAAGAUGGCUACCCAGAUAUUGCAGUUGGAGCUCCCUAUGAUGAUAUGGGAAAGGUUUUUAUCUAUCAUGGAUCUGCAAAUGGAAUAAAUACCAAACCAACACAGGUUCUCGAGGGUACAUCACCUUAUUUUGGAUAUUCAAUUGCUGGAAAUAUGGACCUUGAUCGAAAUUCCUACCCUGAUGUUGCUGUUGGCUCCCUCUCAGAUUCAGUAACUGUUUUCAGAUCCCGGCCUGUCAUUAAUAUUCAGAAAACCAUCACAGUAACUCCUAACAGAAUUGACCUCCGCCAGAAGACAUCGUGUGGGGCACCUAGUGGGAUAUGCCUCAAGGUUAAAGCCUGUUUUGAAUAUACUGCCAAACCCGCUGUUUAUAAUCCUUCAGUAUCAAUUGUGGGCACACUUGAAGCUGAAAAAGAAAGAAGAAAAUCCGGGCUGUCAUCCAGAGUUCAGUUUCGAAACCAAGGUUCUGAGCCCAAAUAUACUCAAGAACUAACUCUGAAUAAGCAGAAGCAGAGAGUGUGCAUGGAGGAAACUCUCUGGCUACAGGAAAAUAUCAGAGAUAAACUGCGUCCCAUUCCAAUAACUGCUUCAGUGGAGAUCCAAGAGCCAAGCUCUCGUAGGCGAGUCAAUUCACUUACAGAAGUUCUUCCAAUUCUGAAUUCAAAUGAACCCAAGACAGUUCAUGCAGAUGUGCACUUCUUAAAAGAGGGAUGUGGAGAUGACAAUGUAUGUAAUAGCAACCUUAAACUAGAGUAUAAAUUUUGUACCCGAGAAGGAAAUCAAGACAAAUUUUCUUAUUUACCAAUUCAAAAAGGCGUGCCAGAGCUAGUUCUAAAAGAUCAGAAGGAUAUUGCUUUAGAAAUAACAGUGACAAACAGCCCUUCCAAUCCAAGGAAUCCCAAAAAAGAUGGUGAUGAUGCCCAUGAAGCUAAACUCAUUGCAACAUUUCCGGACACUUUGACUUAUUCUGCAUACAGAGAGCUGAGGGCUUUCCCUGAGAAACAGUUGAGUUGUGUUGCCAACCAGAACGGGUCGCAAGCAGACUGUGAGCUCGGAAAUCCUUUUAAAAGAAAUUCCAGUGUUACUUUUUAUUUGAUUUUAAGUACAACUGAGGUCACCUUUGACACGACUGAUCUGGAUAUUAAUCUGAAGUUGGAAACAACAAGCAAUCAAGAUAAUUUGGCUUCAAUUACAGCUAAAGCAAAAGUGGUUAUUGAACUGCUUUUAUCCGUCUCUGGAGUUGCUAAACCUUCCCAGGUAUAUUUUGGAGGUACAGUUGUUGGUGAGCAAGCUAUGAAAUAUGAAGAUGAAGUGGGAAGUUUAAUAGAGUAUGAAUUCAGGCAUGUGGACACAGCUGAGACAGGUAGUGGUGGUGGUUUUGAUCUCUGUGCAGGUGUGGUUGAAAAAGAAGCUUAUGGAGUUCCAGAGUAG
Galeopterus variegatus (Sunda flying lemur) is the source of this 2407-nucleotide messenger RNA. Its product is annotated as integrin alpha-6. Gene Ontology annotation, biological process: integrin-mediated signaling pathway; cell-matrix adhesion; leukocyte migration. Bases 155 to 2407 code for a protein of 750 amino acids. The record is from RefSeq and is a predicted model, not a curated record. Lineage: Eukaryota; Metazoa; Chordata; Mammalia; Dermoptera; Cynocephalidae. Gene Ontology annotation, molecular function: integrin binding. The transcript is spliced from 19 exons. Gene Ontology annotation, cellular component: external side of plasma membrane; integrin complex.